Drosophila takahashii is the source of this 696-nucleotide messenger RNA. It is a transcript of the gene TwdlS, whose product is annotated as TweedleS. The record is from RefSeq and is a predicted model, not a curated record. Lineage: Eukaryota; Metazoa; Arthropoda; Insecta; Diptera; Drosophilidae.
GCGGUAAAAAUGGCAAAAAAUCAGCCGGUGCGGAAUAUCACAGCCAUGUUGUCCCUGUUGUUACUCUGGUUGUUUGUUGGACUUACCCUUGGUUUGGGAGAUGUUUACCUGCCAGCUGGAAAUGAGUUUGUAAGUGGAGGAAAAUUGGCCACGGAGUACUUUACCUAUGCAGCUCCACCGGAGGAUCAGGAGGAUCAGACUCCUUGGCAAUCGGCCAGGCAAUUGGCCCAAAUAAUCUCCCCACCGCAACAGGUGGUGUUUAUACGGACGCCAGAGACGAACGUAUUUUCCCUGACUGCCAAACAGCUGGCGGUUAAUAAUCCACUGGACAUCUUUGUGCUCCACCGGCAAGCGGAUGCAGAUGCUCUGGCCAAGCAGCAGGCUUUGAUUCAACAGCAAGUCACCGAGAAACCCUCGGUGCACUUCGUGAAAUACAGAACUCCAGCGGAUGUCACCAGAGCUCUGAGUGCCUUGAGAAGUGAUUAUGAUAGACUACCCGGCAAUAGUAUCAUCCAUGCUGUGGAAAAAGCCGAAGUUCUUCAGCUUAAACCACAAACAACUGAGACACCUGUGAUCUUUAUGAUCCGGCCCAAAGAUAGUCAAGAUUACGAGACACAUGAACAGGCCAGCGAAUUGGAAACUGCCAAAUUGCAGGCUUUAUUCCGGGAAUAUCUGCCACCGGGAAAGAGACGUUAG